Messenger RNA from Exophiala oligosperma, 1462 nucleotides. Its product is annotated as versiconal hemiacetal acetate reductase. The record is from RefSeq and is a predicted model, not a curated record. NCBI's taxonomy places the organism in Eukaryota, Fungi, Ascomycota, Eurotiomycetes, Chaetothyriales, Herpotrichiellaceae. The transcript has 3 exons. Bases 195 to 1217 code for a protein of 340 amino acids.
UCAAUGACUCAAAACCAUCUUCCUUCGACUCGUAGACCGGCAACUUGAGUAGUACGAAUUAAUCGGUCAAUCAAUCUUUCAAUCAGAUAACACAUAUACAUCGAAGCUUCUUACACAUACCUUUGAGGUCACCCGACGUCUUUUGUUACCUUUGAAGUCAACCGCAGACAGACUCGUCGUUUCUUGGUUCAAAAAUGGAAUAUCAAUAUCUUGGAAAGUCGGGCCUUAAAGUCUCCAAGGUCAUCCUUGGUGCAAUGUCCUAUGGAACACCGGAAUGGCAGGGUUGGGUGCUUAACGAAGAGGACUCUCUGCCACUCCUUGAACAUGCCUAUAAGGUGGGCAUCCGUACUUGGGACACGGCAGACAUCUACAGUCAUGGUCGAUCUGAAGAAAUCAUCGGCAAAGCAAUCAAGAAAUACAGCAUCCCGAGAGAAAGGCUUGUGAUCCUCAGCAAGUGCUAUUUCGGUGUAUCUCCCGACACCCCUGGGGCUCAGAUCAGCGCCAGCUCCGUCAAUGAUGGCGACAUGGUAAACCAAGUCGGUCUCAGCCGCAAACACAUCAUUGACGCCGUGGACAAGAGCGUGGCACGACUAGGAACGUACAUUGAUGUCCUCCAGAUCCAUCGUCUUGACCGCGACAGCCCUCGCGAGGAAAUCAUGAGGGCACUCAACGACGUGGUCGAGUCUGGCAAGGUCCGUUACAUUGGGGCGUCCAGCAUGGCGGCGUGGGAGUUUCAGGAACUGCAAAACGUUGCCGAGAAGCACGGCUGGCACAAGUUUGUGUCGAUGCAGAACUACUACAACCUCCUGUACAGGGAAGAGGAGAAUGAGAUGAUCCCUUACUGCAACCACACGGGGGUCGGCUUGAUACCCUGGUCGCCCGUGGCCCGUGGUGCCCUGGCUCGACCGUGGCAGAGCCGCGACACCCUGCGAGAAAAGACCGACAACUUCCUCCAGCAUCUGGUGCGGUCGAGGGAUGACAAGGUGGACGAGGUAAUCAUCGGGCGCGUAGAGGAGGUCGCUCGUAAGAUGGGAAAGAGUAUGGCGCAGAUUGCCAUUGCCUGGUCUUUGAGCAAGAAGGACGUCUGUCCCAUCGUUGGGUUGAACAAGAAGGAGAGAAUGGAUGAGGCGGUGGAUGCGUGUAAGAUCCAGUUGAGUGACGAGGAUAUCAAGUAUCUCGAGGAGCCAUACCAGCCAAAGAAGAGACAAGGCUAUUGAGAGCGACGAGGAAAACCGGGUGGGAAAACAUCACAACUAGCUACCCGGUGUAAUUUGAGAAGUCGACCUACCUGCAGACGAGCAAUUGAGCAAUUACACCGUCGUGAGCAUCCCCAGGUACAGAUAGUUGCCCAUCAUCAGACCAUGCUGCUGCCUCUUUCACUCUGACGUCAGAUAGGACAUACCUACCUAGAGGCGGUAGGUGGUUGUGGUGAGAUGCUGCAAGUUCUUCCACUGGGCUCAGG